CGUGAUGUCCAGGUGUUAGAAUAGGCGGUUCUGUCAUGAAAAGACAGUGCGUCAGUGUGUACCCUGCACUGGGUCGAUCAUCGCCGCAGGGGCCAAGCAGGCGGAGACUACUACAUGGUAACUGAUGACCACCAAACGAGAACUGCUGCCACUGACUACCGGGGCCACCCUGGAAAUCACAGUUGUAAAUCCACCACCGGGAAGCCAUUCAACCACGGCAGUGUUCUGCCUGCAUCCGUGGUCAUGGCUGGGUGGUUGCAUGGAUGAUCCUGUUAUUCAAUCUAUCGUCAAACUGUUCGCUCGCCAUGACUGUUAUGUCGUGUAUUUUAACUCUCGAGGGGUAGGCAAGUCCUCCGGAUACCCUUCGUUCACUGGACGACAGGAGGGUGAAGAUCUGCAAGCGCUGGUCCAGCAGUUCUUGCAAAAGGAGCCCCAAAUUAACUCGGUCAUUAUCGUGGGGUAUUCUCAUGGUUCGCUGAUAGCAACACUGCAUCCUGCACUAGCCUCGGUCAAGAUGUCGUACGUCUUGCUCUCGUACCCGCUGAGUCCCAGAGGAUUCCUCACUCUUUUCCACUCGAGAGUAUACUCGACCGCCUUGGACAACUUACUUGGCCAAUCCUGUGCGAACGUUCUCAUUAUCCACGGAGAACGAGAUAACUUUACCAGCCGAAGCAAGUACGAUGCGUGGGGAACGUCGCUUCGGAAAAGAAGCGAGGGUAAAGCUAGUAAGCUGGAGGUUGUGUCCGUGGCAGAAGCAGAUCAUUUCUGGCGGAGUAGUUCCGCUCGGACGACGUUGAAGCAGACGUUAGAGAACUGGCUCAGCACGGCGUAAAUAAUCCGCUUAGAUUGUGGUCUCCUGGAGACAGAGUUGAGUCGGGUAAUAUUAUAAGACAUCAACGUGUUUUCAAUUCUUACUUACAUACUUUCAUAUUGUCCGCGCGGC
Molecule: messenger RNA, 943 nt
Organism: Pisolithus orientalis
Lineage: Eukaryota; Fungi; Basidiomycota; Agaricomycetes; Boletales; Pisolithaceae
Product: Alpha/Beta hydrolase protein
Exons: 3
Coding region: 125-832 (235 amino acids)
Source: RefSeq, a predicted model, not a curated record